Molecule: messenger RNA, 1689 nt
Organism: Penicillium atrosanguineum
Lineage: Eukaryota; Fungi; Ascomycota; Eurotiomycetes; Eurotiales; Aspergillaceae
Exons: 1
Coding region: 1-1689 (562 amino acids)
Biological process (GO): amino acid transmembrane transport
Cellular component (GO): membrane
Molecular function (GO): amino acid transmembrane transporter activity
Source: RefSeq, a predicted model, not a curated record
AUGGCUAUUGAAGGUAAAGUAAAGUCGCUCAGUAAGGGUGAGGCUAAAGAAGCCGGUGAUCCUUUUCAUGAGGGUAAUGAUGAUAUCCCGGGAGAGCCAAGGCAGCUGCCAGCGCUACAGCGGAAGCUAAAGAGCCGACACCUGCAAAUGAUUGCAAUUGGUAAGCAUAGACUCCAUUUCGAUUCUGCAUCUUCAAUCACUCACUUCCCCACAGGUGGCACAAUUGGUACUGGUCUGUUCAUUGGAAGCGGAACAGCUCUGGCAAAUGCUGGACCUGUUGGUGCAUUGAUCGCAUAUGCUUUCAUCGGCUCCAUCGUUUUUUCAGUGAUGACCUCUCUGGGAGAAGUAGCAACUUAUCUGCCAGUCGCAGGAGCAUUCACCUCCUAUGCAACGCGACUGGUUGAUCCCAGUCUCGGCUUUGCCAUGGGCUGGAUAUAUUGGUUUUCCUGGGCAAUCACUUUUGCUCUUGAACUCACAGCCACAGGUCUAAUCAUCCAAUACUGGGAUCCUACUAUCCAGAUCUCGAUCUUCAUCGGAGUAUUUUGGGUACUAAUCACCGCACUCAACUUCCUUCCAGUCAACUUCUAUGGCGAGCUCGAGUUCUGGUUCUCGAGUAUCAAGAUAUUGACGGUAAUCGGCUUUAUGAUAUUUGCUAUUUGCGUCGACGCUGGCGUUGGUCAACAAGGAUAUCUCGGGUUUCACAAUUGGGUGCACCCUGGUCCUUUUGCCGAUUACCUAGUAACACCAGGGCCAACGGCCAAAUUCGUCGGCUUCUGGGCUGUUCUCAUCCAAGCUGGGUUUUCAUGCCAAGGUACCGAGCUGGUUGGUCUUGCUGCGGGCGAGAGUGAAAACCCACGAGAGACUGUGCCCAAGGCAAUUCGGACGACUUUUAUCCGUAUCAUUCUUUUCUACGUUCUCUCCGUGUUCUUCAUUGGUCUACUGGUACCCUCUGAUAAUAAGGAACUCCUUACGGGCACAACAAAUGCAGCAGCAUCGCCCUUUGUCAUUGCGGCGAAGUUGGCCGGGAUCAAGAUCUUGCCUAGUCUCAUCAAUGCUGUCCUUUUGGUUGUGGUUCUAUCCGCUGCCAAUGCGAAUAUCUAUAGUGGUAGUAGGAUGUUGAUCGGACUCGCGCAAGAACGAUUUGCGCCUGCGUUUUUUACCAAGACUACGAAAGGAGGCGUGCCUUAUUAUGGAGUAGCUGCUACCGCAGCAUUUGGUCUACUGGGGUUCCUGAACGUUUCCAACUCCGGGUCUACUGUUUUCAACUGGCUGCUCAACAUUACUACAGUUGCAGGCUUUAUUCUCUGGGCGUCUCUCAACGUCUGUCACAUCGCGUUUAUGCGUGCUCUGAAAGCUCGUAAGAUGUCUCGAGACUUACUGCCUUACAAGGCGCCGCUUCAGCCUUUCCUCGCAUAUUACGGACUCUUUUUCAACAUUCUCAUCAUGUUAACGCAAGGCUUCACCGCGUGGAUCCCUACAUUCAAUGUGGAGAGCUUUUUCGUCGCAUAUAUUAGCCUUAUUCUCUUCGCCAUCCUAUACGUUGGCCACAAGCUGAUGUUCCGUGACAGCUUCGUCUCUCCCAUGCAAGCCGAUCUUGACACUGGACGUCUUGAGAUUGAAAGUGAAUACUGGGAGACAACGGUGCCUACUACAUGGUAUGGCAAAUUAUGGUUUUGGAUUACUGGUUGA